Messenger RNA from Salmo salar (Atlantic salmon), 2531 nucleotides. Its product is annotated as opioid growth factor receptor. The record is from RefSeq and is a predicted model, not a curated record. Gene Ontology annotation, cellular component: membrane. Gene Ontology annotation, molecular function: opioid growth factor receptor activity. NCBI's taxonomy places the organism in Eukaryota, Metazoa, Chordata, Actinopteri, Salmoniformes, Salmonidae.
GGUGGGUAUAGAAACUAGUGACAUAGGAAGAAACUAGUGACAGAGGAAGAGACUAAAGUGAAAAUGUCAACAUAUUAUUCGAAUCCGAAUGCAAGAUAUCGUGGUGGCUCUCGUCGUUUAGUUAAUCAUAAAACUAAUAUUUGUUACCUUGGAACAUUUUGUAAAAGCUACGGCGUAGUCCUACAUCGUUAUCUUGUGCGCCGCUCCGGAGUUAGUGGGCUUCUAAUGAUAAUAGGAACAGGUCUGCGAGCAGCGCUAAAAUUGGCUGCUAAAUUGUCUACUAAAUAUCUUGUUUUUUAUGCACAAACGCACUUUAUUACUGGUUCCAGUUCUCGCCUACAUGGGCUUACACUGGAGGUCGUUCAUACCAAAUUGUUGGCCUUGGCUGGAACGCAUCUGGAGAUUUAUCAUGCCAAGUUAUCCUAGUCCGAAUUCCCUUCCCAGAGAUGAAGUGGAGAGUCAAGUGUCUCUAGUAAGUGUAGUAGUGGAGCCUUCUGAUUCCCUUCCCAGAGAAGAAGUGGAGAGCCAGGAGUCUCUAGGAAGUGUAGUAGUGGAGCCUUCUGAUUCCAUUCCCAGUGGAAAAGUGGAGGUUCCGGUUCUCAGGUCACUUAGGUCAUUUGAUAUUGAAGACACCAAUGAAUACUACUGCAUGUAUGACUCGACAUGGGAGGAUCAUCCAAGCGAAGAAACAAGUGAAAGAAGGACCAAACAUUCAAACAAGUUUAACAGAUUCAGAAGUGCAGCAAGGGAUAUGCAGAAGUACAGGCAUGAUUAUCCAGGGCAAGGAUCAAACUUGUACUUUGGCGGGCAACAACAAGAUGAUAUGCCUAAUUUACAGUUCUACCGUGGACAAAUACCCUCCUCCCCUGAUGGUGUCUUCAUUGAGGACUUUCACAAUAAAUGGCACAGGAAAUAUUCAAAAAUGGAAGAAGUUCACUCAUACAUCCAAUGGUGGUUCCCACUUCAAGAACCAGGAAUGAAUUAUCAAGCCAAGGAACUCACCAAGAAGGAAAUUGAGGCUUUCCUUGAAGAUGGCACAGCAAAGCAGAGGCUGGUCAUGUCCUACAAGCUCAUGCUGGACUUCUACGGCAUAGAGCUGUCAAAUGACAUAACAGGGGAAGUGAAACUUGAGAAUAACUGGCGUGAGAGAUUUGACAACCUGGAAAGAAACACACACAACAACCUGCGCAUCACCCGCAUCCUGAAGUGCCUGGGAACUCUGGGGUUUCCCCACUACCAGGCCCCACUGGUCCGCAUCUUCCUAGAGCAGACUCUUGUCAAAGGCAAGCUGUACAAUGUGAAGGAAAGUGCCCUCAACUACUUCAUCUUCGCUGUCAUUGCUAAGCAAGAGCGCAGGAAUUUAGUUAAGUAUGCCUAUGCACACUAUGAGCCCAAACAUGAGUUUGUGUGGUGCCCCAAGACAAUCCAGAGUAUAUUUAGGGGAGAGACAUUCCCAGAUGAAAAACCCAAUUGAUCUGAAACAGGAUGACAUUGACGACAACACUGCCAGUUAUCAGUCUGUCUCUCACGAUGUUAACAAGAAUGAGCCAAUGGAUAGGAGUGGAAUGGCAGGUGAGGUUUGUGACUUAAUGCGAUUUGGGUCACCAAACGAUGCAUGGUUGAGACAUGUAUCCAUACCUCAUGAUAAUGUGCCUGAUCUGUCGACGAGGUACACUCUGAGAAACAAAGGGACCAGUCAGGGCACAAAGUCUACUGGUGGAAGGAAUCAAAACACCAAUGUUGAUUCAUCUCAUGAGGAUCUACCAAUUAGGCAAAACGAUAUUGCUCAAUCCAGUUAUGGAGCUUGUGAUAGAGGUAGCUCUAUAACUACCCCCUACCCUAGUCAGCACCCCACCAUCGAUUCUCUGAAGCAAUCAGAUUGUCAACCUAGCAGUGGACAUUCAGAGGGAAAUACUAAUAAUUGGAGAAAGAGAGCUGCAGAUAAGACAACAGAGCAUGAACUUCCCAAACGUAUCAACGUUUCAGAGGGAAUGACUAAUGCUGAUCAUGAUGAAAGAAAGAAUAAGAGAGCUGUGGGUAAUAAGGGAGCUGUGGGUAAGGAAAGACUAAUGCCAAUGAUCAUAAGAGUGGGGUAGCUACAGACAAGAAAGCAGAGAGUGGCAGUGGUCUGGGUAGCCAUUUGAUUAGCUGUUCAGGAGUGUUAUGGAUUGGGGUAGAAGCUAUUUAAAGUGAAUCAAUUUAUUACAUCUGAUUUCUGAUCACAUGUAUAAUAUAUCAGUGUGUUAUUAUCCACAUUUUUCAAAACAAUACAAAUGUUAUACUAUUGAUUAUGUUAGUGGUUUAUUUUGUAAUAGCAUAUUUUUAGUUUGGGGAAUUUGUUAUAUUGAUUUGGGGUAAAUGUUCAGAUUUGAAUGCUUAUGCUUGCCUCAAAAGGUAUUUCAAAAUACUUUCUACUGCUUAAAAUAUUUAAAAUAGCUUUAGUGCCUAACCAUGUGUACCACCAGGGGUGCCUAAUGAUUUGCAUAAACAUGACUUCGAAAUGUGAUUUUAAUAAAGAUUAGAUAAACGGA